GUGAGUGUAGGCUGGACGUAUCGGCCGAUCAUUUCCGGCGCGUAGUAGAUAACGUCUACAUCGAUCACGUAGACGACCGCGACUUGACCGAAGCCGCCAACUACCUGGCGUUGAGUGAUAUAGAUGACCACAAAGGAGAUGUGAAGACCUUUCACUGCGUGUUUGAGAAAAAGAAAUCGGACGAGGCUGACAAUUCCUUGAGAGACAACGGUUUCGGGCGCGGGCCACAAAUUGUAUGUGUUGUUUGGUGUUCGAAUUCUUGUGGAGAGGGUUUAUGGAAUAAAUCGUGCUAA
This is a messenger RNA of Sphaeroforma arctica JP610, 293 nucleotides long. RefSeq lists its product as hypothetical. The annotation marks the transcript as partial. The record is from RefSeq and is a predicted model, not a curated record. The transcript has a single exon. NCBI's taxonomy places the organism in Eukaryota, Ichthyosporea, Ichthyophonida.